Messenger RNA from Hemicordylus capensis (graceful crag lizard), 4808 nucleotides. It is a transcript of the gene ZHX1, whose product is annotated as zinc fingers and homeoboxes 1. The transcript has 4 exons. The coding region runs from base 838 to 3435 and encodes 865 amino acids. Gene Ontology annotation, molecular function: DNA-binding transcription factor activity, RNA polymerase II-specific; DNA binding. Gene Ontology annotation, cellular component: nucleus. Gene Ontology annotation, biological process: regulation of transcription by RNA polymerase II. The record is from RefSeq and is a predicted model, not a curated record. NCBI's taxonomy places the organism in Eukaryota, Metazoa, Chordata, Lepidosauria, Squamata, Cordylidae.
CUCAGUCCGGGCAGGGCGGCGAAAAAGGCUCUUCCAGAGCCGGGAUUGGCUCCGCCCUCUCGCUGUUGUUCUUUCCUGCUUCUUUUUCUCUGUGUUGUGUAGUGAAGGCUGAACACGCACAGACACACAUACUCACACUCUCUCUGUCGCUCAGGUUGCUGGUGCUGCAUUCCUUCCCUCCUACUUUUUAAAUGUCCCCUGAUGUUGUGUGGCGCGGGAGGGAAGGAGAGUGAGCAAUUCCAGCUCCCAAGGCUGCAUGGAAAAGGUGAAUCGGGGAGGUGGGCUUUGGAAAAGUGCUGUCUGGUAGUUCAAAGUUCACUAAGCAUCACCAACCAACCCCCCCCCCCAAAGUGCAGUAGAUUUUUUUUUUUUAAUGCAAGAUGGCGGCUCUGCAUUGAAGAGGAGGCAGAACCACAGAGGGAGAAAGGCAACCCGCAAACAGUGCGAGAGUGUCUUUCUCUGCCCUGGUUGCUGUGACAUAGAGGGUGCCACUCCUCCUGUCACCCGGAACAGGAUGGAUGUAAAGAAUUGGGAGUCUGAAGAGACUUUAAAACAAGUGUAGAGCUGCAGGACUUCCUGUUGCUCUGAAAGAAUACCUGAACUCAGUGGAAGGCUGUGGAUGCAGAUGUCAAGAAAUCGCUGCUCUUUUUUCUCCUUUGGACUGCAAAUUACUGUCUUGGGUAGUUGCACUAUGAAGACGCUGCUAACAGGAUAAGCAUUGAAAAGUCACCAUGCAUUGAAGUAGUACCAAAAGCCAUUACAGGAAAACAAGCACCCAGCAAGUCUGAAGUGGGAAGAUCAGCACUGAUUCCAUUGUGGUCUUUCCAUUUCAACAGAAUGGCAAGUAAGCGAAAAUCUACCACUCCCUGCAUGGUUCUGGCAAAUGAGCCAGAUGCAGACCUAGAAGCAGUGUCUGAUGCUGACGAAGGACCACCUGUGAUUACACCAGCAGGAAGUGUCUCAAGUGAUGAGGACUCCCGAGAAUAUGUGGACUCGGACAAUCAGCAAAAUAAAAAAGUCGAAGGUGGCUAUGAAUGCAAAUACUGCACAUUUCAGACUCCAGAUCUCAACAUGUUUACUUUCCAUGUGGAUUCUGAGCACCCCAAUGUGGUAUUAAGUUCCUCCUAUGUUUGUCUUGAAUGCAAGUUUGUUACCAAAAGAUAUGAUGCUCUUUCAGAGCAUAAUAUGAAGUACCACCCUGGAGAGGAGAGCUUUAAGCUGACCAUGGUGAAACGUAACAACCAGACAAUCUUUGAGCAAACAGUGAACGAUCUUACUUUUGAUGGGAGUUUUGUGCAAGAGGAGAAAGCUGAAGAACUGGAGGCUUCUGACAUCUCUUCGGGCAUCUCAAUUAGCAAAACCCCUAUUAUGAAAAUGAUGAAAAACAAGAAUGAAACAAAGCGAAUUGCUUUUCUCCACAAUGUGGCAGAGGAUGGUCCUGCAGAAGAGAAAGAUGUUGAAACUGAUCCAGAUUGUGAAGAAAUAAUAGAAAAACCUAUUUCUGUGGUUUCAGAAUCCAACACAAGCAAUAAGUUGCCUGUGGAAACAACUAGCACAGUUGUGAAUCCUACAACGGUAAUUCAGCCUACGCAAGUGAUAACCACCAUAGCGUCCCCACAGAGCACAAACUUAAUUUCUAAAGUCUUGAUUCCUAUCAGUAGCAUUCCAACCUACAACACUGCUUUGGAUAACAAUCCCCUCUUGCUUAACACCUACAACAAGUUUCCUUAUCCAACAGUGUCAGAAAUUUCACUUCUUGCAAAUCAAGCUAAAUAUACUGAGGAACAGAUUAAAAUCUGGUUCUCUGCCCAGCGUCUGAAGCAUGGGGUCAGCUGGACACCAGAGGAAGUAGAAGAGGCAAGGAGAAAGCAGUUUAAUGGCACUGUACAUACUGUCCCUCAGACAAUUACGGUUAUUCCGGCACACAUUUCGGCAGCCAGCAAUGGUCUGCCUUCCAUUCUGCAGACGUGCCAAAUAGUUGGUCAGCCUGGUCUCGUUCUUACACAGGUUGCAGGCACUGGCACGCUCCCAGUGACAGCUCCGAUAGCUCUGACAGUGGCAGGAGUCCCAAAUCAAGCCCAGCUGCAGAAAGCGCAGAUCCAGGCCACUCAGCCUGUUACCGAAACCAAGCAAGUAGCUGCCGUUCCAACCCCUCAGCUUACCAAACCAGAAGUGGUGGUUGCAAAUGCUGACACGGUGGGGGUCCGUGCAAAGAAGACAAAGGAGCAGCUGACAGAACUGAAAAUCAGCUACCUUAAAAAUCACUUCCCUCAUGAUUUGGAGAUAGUCAGACUCAUGAAAGCAACAGGCCUGACUAAAGGGGAGAUCAAAAAGUGGUUCAGUGACACAAGGUACAACCAGAGGAACUCAAAGCAUAACCAUUAUAAUCAUCUCAGCAACGAUUCCUGCACUAUCAUCAUUGAUUCAAGCGAUGAAACGAACGAACCCUCAACACUGGUCCAGCUGCAGCAGAAACCAUCAUUGAAUGCCUCAGAGCUCAGCCCUCAGAAAUUCAAAGAAAAGACUGCUGAACAACUGCAGGUUCUCCAGGAUAGUUUUCACAACAAUCCUGUCCUUACAGAGGAUGAACUGAAUAGGGUAAAGUCAGAAACCAAGCUGACCAGGCGUGAGAUUGAUGCUUGGUUUGAAGGGCAAAAGAAAUGCAGUGCUCUGCAGGAUGAAGGAGAGGAAUUAAAUGAAAGUAAUACAAGCAGCUCAAAGGAAGCAUCUGCAGAGACAUCUGGUGGGGAAGGAGCCGGAGCACAGAAGUCAGGAAAGCAAUCUAAAAAGUCGCCAGAACAGCUACAUGUGCUUAAAACAUCAUUUGUCCGGACUCAGUGGCCGUCAUCAGAAGAAUAUGACAAGUUGGCAGAAGAAACCGGGCUUCCUCGACCAGAGAUUGUUAGUUGGUUUGGAGAUACUCGUUACGCCUGGAAAAAUGGCGGCUUGAAAUGGUACUACAACUAUCAAGGGACCAACGCAAAUAGUUUGAACGGUCAAGGCCAUUCCAGAAGGAGGGGAAGAGGAAGGCCAAAGGUGAGAGGACGAGGAAGGCCUCGCGGGCGACCGAGGGCAAAUAAAAGGAUCAAACACUGGGACAAAACACCAGUGAUCAAAUUUAAAACUGGAAAAGCAAUCCUUAAGGAUUAUUACCUGAAACACAAAUUCCUUAAUGAACAAGACCUCGACGAGCUGGUUGCCAAAUCGCACAUGGGAUACGAGCAGGUCCGAGAGUGGUUUGGGGAUAGGCAGAGAAGAGCUGACCUGGGUCUUGAGUUGUUUGAGGAGGAGGAGGAGGAGGAGGAAGAGGAGGAGCUGCUGGAUUACCAGGAGGAUGAAGAAGAUGAAGAAGAAGAUGAAGAAGAAGAAUCGGAUGACAGUGACAAUUGGGAACCUCCUCGACAUGUUAGGCGUAAACUCUCAAAAUCAGACUGACAUCUCAGUGUUCCUAACUCCUGCUAAAAAAAGAAAGCGUAAAAGCACAACGUUGUGAGGCCGCAACCAGCACUGUGACGAGACAAGCCACAGGACUCCCUGUUACGUUAUGCCUUUCAAAGUGGCUUUCUUCCCAACUUCUGGAAAACACAAGUACAAUAAUUGUUCGUUCUCCAUUGGAGAGAUGUGUGUGAUACAGGGUGAAAUAAUUGCACAAAGAGUGCCACAAGGGAUCCAGCAUCCCAGAUUUACUUCAGUGAAGCCCCUGAGACUUUAUUCUUACGAUGUCCUAAUCUGCAGUUGCGUUACUACAUUGCAAUGUAUUUGAACCAUGAGACUGGUGCUUCUGUAACUGCCAGUAAAGAUUUGAGGUCAGCAUGUAGCAAGUUACAAAAUCUGCUCCUGGUGUAUUAUAAUUGCACAUGACCAAUGCUAUUAGGCUCCUUCUAGAAGUGAAGAUGCUUUGCUUGACUGGUGCACAGCAGCUUACAGUUUUCUUCCUUUCCAGCUGCCCAGAGUGGUGAAGGGAAAGCAGUUCAGGGAGAAGGGCAGGCAGGGUGGGGGGAGGAAUAGGAGUCCAAGAGCUCUGGCUUAUGCUGAAUGGGGCAUGCCUGAUCUUUCGUGAAAGCAAGGAAAGAAUUGGAUGCAUACACAACCCCAGGAUUGGAAUACACCACAAGGAUUGGACUGACCGUGUUGUGCCAAAGUUAAAAGCGCCUGCAGCUGGCAGAAGUUCUGCAUUGUAAAUAAGACUGAUUAAAUUACACCUUGUUAAAAAUCAGAUUUUAAUACAGAACAUUUUUAUUCUGCUACAUGAUGGGAACUUUCUCUUUAAUGAACAUUAUUCAAAAGGGGACUCGAUGACCACUAGAUUAUUGUCUGGCUUGUUCUAUGUUCCUAGUAUAAAGAUGGGCUUCAUUGCCUGUGUUCUUUGAUAUGUGAUUUAAGCUUAUAGCUUUGAGUGACCAAACAUUUUACAGAGUAAAAGUUCUUAGAAACAAGUAAACAUAACUGAUAUUUGUGUCUUAUUUAACAGGAUUUGCACACGGGUUUUAGAUGUAUUUGUUCAACUCUUUUAAAGAAAAAUACAUCUGGAAAUUCAGUGUACUUCUAAAAUAUCAUGCAAAAGUUUUGUGGCACUAGAUGCUGUAGUUAUGGAUUUUCUUUAAAGCAGCUGCUACUGCUUUAACAUUUGUAAUAUUUCAGUGAAAUAUUGAGCACACAGCUGAAGAAAACAGUUGGGAUUUGAGCAGGGCGGUGGGGAAGGAAGAGGCAUAGAUGCUGUUGGGAGGGGUGUCAACAGCAGCCGCUGAACUAAAUAAAGAUAUACCAAAAAUGUUGACAAACAAAAUAAUAAAUAUCUGCUUGUUGGU